AUGGAAUGUAUGAAGUUGGUGGCGCAGCCGAGGUACACCGAUAAACGUAUUGGCUAUUUGGGUGCAAUGUUGCUGCUGGAUGAGCGCUCCGAAGUGCACCUUCUUGUCACCAAUUCCCUUAAAAAGUAUUAUCUAGCCGAAUUUUUUUAA
Gongylonema pulchrum is the source of this 150-nucleotide messenger RNA. The record is from the annotation of a GenBank genome assembly. Lineage: Eukaryota; Metazoa; Nematoda; Chromadorea; Rhabditida; Gongylonematidae.